AUGUCGUCCCUCGAGGCCAAGAUUGUCGUGCUCGGCUCGCAAGGCGUCGGUAAGACGUCGCUGGUGAUGCGCUACUGCAAAGGCGCCUUCAAUCCGUCUCAGACGACAUCCACGGUCGGCGCGAGCUUCAUGACGAAGCGCGUCGUCGACAGCGACACCGAUACCGUCGUGCGCCUACAGAUAUGGGACACAGCCGGGCAAGAACGCUUCCGCUCGAUAUCGCGCCUCUACUACCGCGGCGCCAACGCCUGCAUCCUCUGCUACAGCAUAACGGACGCGCAAUCCUUCGCCGAGAUGGGCGUCUGGCUGACGGAGCUGCGCCGCAACCUGCCCUCGGACGUCGUCCUCCACGUCGUCGGCACCAAAGCCGAUAUCGUCGCGCGUGAGCCGAUCCGCCGCGAGGUCCCCUUUGAACGCUGCAUCGCAUACGUGGCCGAGAACCUGGCACCGGGCCUCGGGUCCACGCCCCCGCCCACGGCGACGCCAGGAAUCAGUGCAGGUGGAGGGCCCGGCGAGCCGCGCAGCCCGAGUAGUAAACGGAGUAGCGGGUUUUGGGGCCAGGAGGUCGGUUGGGACGCGUGUCAUGAGAUUAGCGCCGAGAGCGGCGAGGGGGUGGAGGAGGUGUUCCGGGUGGUGACAAGGAAGCUCGUCGAGCAGAACCGCAAGAUGCAGCAGGCGUUGCUUGCCGCCACGGCGACUCCGGGAACCCCGGGUUUCGAACACGGCAUGGAUGGAGGGUACUUCGAUGGUGUGAACCCGAGGGGCAGCUUUAGGGUCGGUAGGGAUCGACGAAGCUGGCUGUUUUCGCCUGGGUUCUCGCCCGCCGUCACUAUCGAGAACGCGGGACAGAACAGCGCCGAGGAGAAUGGACGAGAGGAGGGGACCAAACAGAAGGGGAGGUGCUGUUGA
Molecule: messenger RNA, 909 nt
Organism: Pseudomassariella vexata
Lineage: Eukaryota; Fungi; Ascomycota; Sordariomycetes; Amphisphaeriales; Pseudomassariaceae
Product: putative ras-like GTP-binding protein
Exons: 3
Coding region: 1-909 (302 amino acids)
Biological process (GO): intracellular protein transport
Cellular component (GO): endomembrane system
Molecular function (GO): GTP binding; GTPase activity
Source: RefSeq, a predicted model, not a curated record